This is a messenger RNA of Diprion similis, 1033 nucleotides long. RefSeq names its product BCL2/adenovirus E1B 19 kDa protein-interacting protein 3 (gene BNIP3). The record is from RefSeq and is a predicted model, not a curated record. Bases 96 to 692 code for a protein of 198 amino acids. Gene Ontology annotation, biological process: positive regulation of apoptotic process; mitochondrial outer membrane permeabilization. Lineage: Eukaryota; Metazoa; Arthropoda; Insecta; Hymenoptera; Diprionidae. Gene Ontology annotation, cellular component: nucleus; mitochondrial envelope; mitochondrial outer membrane. The transcript has 6 exons.
CCGUUGAUAUAUCGUUUGAUAGAAUUUGGUGGUGCCUUCAGUUGUCUGUUUUAGCGUUGAUAAUAUAACUUCGAGGAGCCUGUUGUGCCUCCAGGAUGUCGUCAACGGCGAAGUUUACCUCCGACGAGCUGCUCGGUGGUGCAGAAUCUUGGGUUGAGCUCAACCCCGUCCCUGCCGACAGGGUGACUCCUUUACCGUUCAGCAGCAGCGGGGGAGGCGGCGAAGAGUACCUGCGACUUCUUCGAGAGGCUCAACGCGACUCUACACAGUCUUCGGCGAGGCAUUCACUAGCUUCUUCGCGCAGGGAUACUCCUAGGGACAGUCCGAAGAGCCCGCCAAACAGUCCAAAUACCGAAUUAUCGACCGAAGACGAAUUCAAAGGAGUUUAUAUCAACUACAGCUGCAACAAGGAUGGGGAAUUAGUGGACAAAAAUACCGACUGGAUUUAUGAGUGGAGUUCUCGUCCUGACCAGGCACCACCGAAGGACUGGAAAUUCAAGCACCCUCUAGGAGUGACCAAGAGGAAAACGUACAGCAUUCGAACAGCUAAGGUUGGAAAGAAUGGACUUUUUUCUAAGGAAGUUCUCUACACACUAUUUCUCACCAACUUUCUGUCCCUUUUAAUUGGCACCGGCUUCGGAGUCUGGCUUACUAGACGAGGACUCAUGGUCCCUCGCAUAACGAUCGAGUGAAAACAACGAUUGAGAAGAGGAAGUACGAUAUCGAGAACAAAGUAUGGCAAUAUUGUUAGCAAUGGGACGAAUAAUGCUGGUUAAUGGAACGCAAGAAAGACUGAUGCUGGGAGUCGGCAAUAUGCCUAAACACACACAUACACGAAACUAUUAUUUGCAUGAUUAAUUACAAUUGAAACUGCAAUUCUAAUUAAUAACUAUACAAUUUAAUUCUUAAAUAAUGAUAUGACUAUGGAUUAAGUUAGGAGAUUUAUUUGAGAGAUGAAAAAGUGACGAAAAAAAUAUUCGCUUUGUUACCUUGGCUGCAAAGUGAAAGAGAAAGAAAAAAAGAAGGAGAGAGA